GUCCGUCCCUCCUCCUUCAUGUUCUUAAUUAGCACUACUAUAUAUCAACAAACAAAACUAUUAAUUUUAUUUAUUUCUCCAUUGACCUUUCCUUCUUAAUUAUACAUGGAGACCACCCCACUACUGCUUAACAAUGAAUCAUCAUCAUCCUUAUCACUACCUGCAGUGCCAGAGGAAGACUACUUGCCUGCAGCUUUCCCGACGUUCCAAGACUUUAUUAAGACCGUCUUUUGGAAAGAGACUGUCAAGUUAUGGAGGAUUGCUGGUCCUAUUGCCCUCAGUCUAGUCUGCCAGAAUGGUACCAACAUCUUAACCUCUAUCUUCGUUGGCCAUCUCGGAAACUUGGAGCUCUCUGCCGUUUCAGUUUCCCUCUCUGUCAUCAUCACCUUCUGUUUCGGCUUCCUUCUUGGUAUGGGGAGUGCACUCGAGACCCUCUGUGGUCAAGCUUUUGGUGCUGGUCAAGUUCAUAUGCUUGGUAUUUACUUGCAAAGAUCAUGCAUCAUCUUACUCGUCACUUGUGUCAUCCUCUUGCCCAUUUUCAUUUUCGCCGCUCCUCUCCUGAAAGUCCUUGGCCAAGAAGCUGCUCUUGCUGAACUUGCUGGGAAAUUCACUCUCCUGGCCAUACCUAACUUGUUCUCAUGGGCUAUCUAUUUCCCUACCCAAAAGUUCCUUCAAGCCCAACGCAAGGUUGGUGUAAUUACCUGGAUUGCCGUUGUGGCUCUCGUUCUACACGCUUUGUGGCUGUGGCUCUUCAUCUAUGAGCUUGACUGGGGUAUCACUGGUGCAGCAAUCGCUUUUGACCUCACCGGAUGGCUAAUUUCUUUGGCUCAAGCUGUGUACGUGAUGGGUUGGUGUAAGGAAGGAUGGCGUGGAUUUAGUUGGUCAGCGUUUGAGGAUAUUUGGUCCUUUGUUACCCUCUCCAUUGCCUCAGCUGUGAUGCUUUGCCUGGAGAUUUGGUAUAUGAUGAGCAUUGUUGUCCUCACUGGACAUCUUGACAACGCAGUCAUUGCUGUUGGUUCCCUUACCAUCUGCUUGAAUAUCAAUGGGUUGGAACUAAUGGUGUUCCUUGGAAUAAACGCUGCUAUAAGCGUUCGUGUCUCGAAUGAGCUUGGGUUAGGGCAUCCAAGGGCUGCAAAAUACUCGGUCUAUGUCACUGUAUUCCAGUCUCUUGUGAUAGGACUGGUUUGCAUGGCUGUUGUGCUGAUAGCGAAGGACUAUUUUGCCUACAUCUUCACAAGCAGCAAAGUGAUGCAAGUAGCUACCUCCAAGCUAGCCUUCAUUCUAGCCAUCACCAUGGUUCUUAACAGCGUCCAGCCAGUGAUAUCAGGUGUUGCUAUCGGUGGUGGGUGGCAAGCACUAGUGGCCUAUAUCAACAUUGGUUGUUAUUAUGUUUUUGGGCUCCCCCUUGGUUACCUGCUAGGAUACAAAGCAAAUUUGGGAGUCGAGGGAGUAUGGGGUGGCAUGCUAGGUGGAACCGCUCUGCAGACCUUGCUUCUGUUGAUUAUACUUUACAGAACCAACUGGAAAAAGGAGGUUGCACAAACAGCAGAACGCAUGAAGAGGUGGGGUGGUGGCGGCCAGGAUAUCGAUACUGAUCAGAAGAAGGAGGAGAUUAAUUACCCCUAAGAAGAAAAAACAACAACGAAGGUUGCUCCCUCUCGUUUGAUGGCCUCAUGGAGUCUUCCUGCGGUGGCACAAUUAGGAUUGACGACGUGGGAAAUCAAUCGAAGUAUUGGACGGACGAUAGACAAGAGAGCCUUAAUCAUUCUAUUUUCGUCUGAAUAAUUUCAUCUUUAAUUGGUGGAAAUUAAACAUUUGUUGUCUUAAUCAAUUUAAAUUAUACAUCACUGAAAGGGAAGAAUUACUCGAUUAGCGUUUUCAAUGUUAAUGUCUAGCUAGUUCCACUAUGCACGAGCCAGCAGUGCUGCUGUAUGCAAUGCUCUGUGCUAGGGGACGGAAUUUCUACUUCAAUCGUUGGCUUUUCUAAUUGUUAUUUUCCUCCUUGAAUAAUUCAAUGAAAAUGAAAGCAGUCAACUUGUGACAA
Messenger RNA from Populus trichocarpa (black cottonwood), 2044 nucleotides. Its product is annotated as protein DETOXIFICATION 35. Gene Ontology annotation, molecular function: xenobiotic transmembrane transporter activity; antiporter activity. The transcript is spliced from 6 exons. Lineage: Eukaryota; Viridiplantae; Streptophyta; Magnoliopsida; Malpighiales; Salicaceae. Gene Ontology annotation, cellular component: membrane. Gene Ontology annotation, biological process: xenobiotic detoxification by transmembrane export across the plasma membrane. Bases 106 to 1626 code for a protein of 506 amino acids. The record is from RefSeq and is a predicted model, not a curated record.